Danio rerio (zebrafish) is the source of this 1821-nucleotide messenger RNA. RefSeq names its product ER membrane protein complex subunit 8 (gene emc8). Lineage: Eukaryota; Metazoa; Chordata; Actinopteri; Cypriniformes; Danionidae. Gene Ontology annotation, cellular component: EMC complex. The record is from RefSeq and is marked provisional.
AGAUCCAGAAUGGUGGUUGACGUGUAACAAAUGAAGAAAUAACGUCUUCAAGGAACUUCAGUCAAAUGACAUACUUUAGGCACGGUGAAUGUACGGUUGAAUUUUUAUGACUCGCAUUUUUUACCGACAUUGCUAGGUUUUGUUGACGAAAGGGGAAUUCGAUUUCAGUAAGGUCUGUAAACAUGUCUUUAAAACUCACCACUCAAGCCUACUGUAAGAUGCUGCUGCACGCCGCUAAAUAUCCUCACUGCGCGGUGAACGGACUGCUGGUCGCCGAGAAACACAAGAAGAAGGACAAUCCCAGAGACUCGGUACUCUGCGUGGAUUGUGUGCCACUUUUCCACGGGGCUCUGGCGCUGGCCCCCAUGCUGGAGGUAGCUCUUACGUUGAUUGAUACAUGGUGCAAAGAGAACAAGUAUGUCAUUGCUGGAUACUACCAAGCAAAUGAACGUAUAAAGGAAACCAGACCAAACCAGGUGGCUGAGAAGGUCGCUGCAAGAAUCUCUGAAAAUUUCAGCGAGGCUGCCAUGAUAAUGAUGGACAACAGCAGAUUCACUAUGGAAUGUUUUGUACCAGUUCUCUUCAUCUAUGAUCACCAUGACAACAAGUGGAAGUGCAGGGAGCCAAGCACCGACUGCUUUGAGGAUUGGCUGGAGGCACAGAAGAUCACUGCAGCCCUUUUAGAAAACAAAUCAUACGAGAGUCUUGUGGACUUUGACAACCAUCUGGACGACCUACGAAAUGACUGGACCAACCCCGAGAUCAAUAAAUCUGUAUUACAUCUAUGCUGAAGCCAUCCUGAGGUCCAAACAAACAAUCUCUGCUGAAUUGAGAUGCACGUCUGUCCAGAUAUCAGUGACACUCUCUCUUUUUCUUGCUGACCUGAAAGAUUUGAGAGAGAGUAAAAGGGAGAAAAACAUCAUUAGUGCUGUGUUCUCAGGUUGGAAAAAGUGGUGGUGACUCUAAGAGUCAGAGAUGUUUUUAUACCCGUUUUCAAGCUGUAGUUUGUAUAAUGAAAAAUUAAGGCAUAAUUUUGCUACCGACCUAGUCCUUCUAAUGCAACUGAAAGGUUUAGAUCACCACAAAAUAAAUAUAGUGUCAUCUUUUACUUCCCUUUCUCAUUCCAAACCAAUGAGACUUUUGGUCAUCUCUGGAACACACAUGAAGGUUAUUUCAUAAAAUAUAAGAUAUUUGGAUAUGCCAAAGUUUGGGGUAAAUAGACUUUCAAUGUCCGCACACACAUCUUUUUAUUAACUUUAUUUGAGAUUCAGAAAUGAACAGAUUUUUAUAGUGGUUUGGAAUGACUCAAGGGUGGGAAACUAUGAUUGGAAUAAUUUUGAGGUUAAUGGCUUUUAAUUGCUAAAAAUGUUAAUUGUGUUCUUGUUUAGCUUUAGUUUCAAUUACUGGUAUGAUUGUUUACUUGACUACUUGCUGAAAUGAACAUGUUAUAUUGUAGAAAUUAAUAUAUUUCUUCAAGAGAUUAUUUUAGUGUUUGCAGCACACCAGUCAUUCAAUGGUGGAAUAAUUUUUGGCUCCGAAGUUCAGUAAAUUUAUUGGUAUGAAUAAUAAUAAUAAAAACCUUUCUUCUUUCUAAAUUACUUUAAACCGAUGUUUGUGCAGCUGUUUAAUGAAUUGACUAUUUAGUAACACUCCACUACCUGUAUAGGUAAACAGGAUGAUCUGCAGUAAGAGGUAUUCUGAAUGAUCGCAGUAUGCUUUGAAUGCAUGUCUGACUGCAUAUCAUGUUUGCUUGUUGUGAAGAAAAAUUGAAAAACCAUUUUAAACAAAUAUAUUAUAGUUGAUAAUAAAGGCAAGAUGUAA